CCGAACUAACACUGACCUGUGUUAAACCAACUAAACUACAGCCACUGACUACGCUAACCAGCCUUAGUUGGUGCUAACUCGGCUAAAGGCUAACUAGACUUUCAGCGAACGAUUUCAGCGUUAGCUUGUAUAGAUAGCAUCAGCAGCUAGCUCUUCAAUCAAGCGUCUGUUAUCUCAUCCCACGAGACCACUGAACUCACCGCACAACACAUGACAACACCCUGGCUAAUGUUUCACUGAGGCGGUUAAACAUCGGUUGCACGAAGCUGGAUGAUAAGUAAGCUCGGGGGUGUUAUUAGCCUCUUCAGAAGCGAUAGUUAGCUCAGUUUGUCUCCAGAGGAGGGAAAGGUAAGACAGAAAUGCAGUCUGCGGUUAAACAAAACCUCCACGGGGAGACUGAAGGAGACGUCAACAAGCUCAUCAACCUGAAGCUCAAUGCGUCCUACACCUACCUCGCUCUGGGGAUGUAUUUUGACAGGGAUGAUGUAGCCCUGCCAAAAUUCUCCAGCUUCUUCCUGGAGCGCUCGGUGAAGGAGAGGGAGCAAGCCGAGAAGCUGCUGGAAUAUCAGAACAUGAGAGGAGGCCGUAUUUUGCUUCAGACUAUCGCUAAACCAAGUAGAGAGGAUUGGAGAGGUGGCCUGGAUGCAAUCUCCUUUUCCCUCGACUAUCAGAAGACCCUCAACACAUGUAUCCUUGACGUGCACCGCAGAGCUGGCAGCCACACCGACCCUCAUCUGUGUGACUUCCUUGAGCAGCACUUCCUCACUGACAGCCACGAGACCAUCAAGAAGCUGGGUGACUAUGUCGGGAGUCUGACUCGCAUCACUGCGUCCGAGACACAUGGCCCUAUGGGAGAAUACCUCUUUGAUAAACACACUCUGUAAAGGUCACAGCAGUACAGUGACACAAGCUCCACAGUGUAACAAUCUCUCGCUGUGUUUUUUUCCGUUACAAGUAUAACUAAUAUUUUAACACUUGACCUAAACUUCAUUCUUGUAUCAAAGGCACAAGAGAAGUUCAAAAGCAAAAUGACAUAAAAUACCUCAGUUUUCCUUAAACCUCAGUGAAAAAAUCUCUGGUGCUAAAAGCUACUAUUUAUCACUUGUUCAUUUAGACUCUAUCAUGUGUCAUGCAUUCCACUGUCAGAGGUUUCAAGCUUCACAGUUGUUUUUUUAAAAUUCAUAAUAAAGUUUGCCAAUCAAAAUCAAUUCACAAAAUGGUGUAAAAAUUUAGAUGAAUAUGGAGACAUUUAAUAAAGUCAGAUUUUGCUCACA
Paralichthys olivaceus (Japanese flounder) is the source of this 1274-nucleotide messenger RNA. RefSeq names its product ferritin, middle subunit. Gene Ontology annotation, biological process: iron ion transport; intracellular iron ion homeostasis. Gene Ontology annotation, molecular function: ferric iron binding; ferrous iron binding. Gene Ontology annotation, cellular component: cytoplasm. Lineage: Eukaryota; Metazoa; Chordata; Actinopteri; Pleuronectiformes; Paralichthyidae. The record is from RefSeq and is a predicted model, not a curated record.